GCCUCCCUCUCACUCCCCAGGGGGAGCCUCUGCUUAGGAGGUUGCGGAGGGCUGGAGGAGGGAUCAGGGCCGCCCUUGGUGUGUUUGGAGCUCGGUGUAGCUGGGGAUGCCGGGGCUGUGGCAGUUCACAGCUAAUCGGGGGAGCGGUAGUUCAGGAGGCGGGAGGGAGCAACAGCCAGAGGCCGGACUACAUGCCCCUGCUCCCUGCUGGCCUCUUCCUACUAAGCGGCCAUGUUAACCAGGAAACCCUGUGCGGCUACAGCCGGCAGAGCAAGCGAGAGUAAUGGUCCCUUGCAGCCGUCUCCAGGAUUACCAAGGUCUUCAGCGGGCACAGGGCCAUCGUCACCUGUAUUAUUGCCACCCCUCCGAUCCAGCAACUUAGCACAAACGACUGGAGGCAAUAAGCACAUUAUGAAUGAACAUCUGCAUGUUGGUAACCAUGCACAGAUCCAAGUGCAGCAACUAUAUGAAGAAAACAGCAACAAAAGAACUGUCCUAACAACGCAACCAAACGGGCUUACAGCUGUUGGUAAAUCUGGAUUACCUGCUGUUUCUGAUAGACAGUUAGAAGGUACUAACAGGAGGCAGGGAAGUUCCAGCUCCUUAAAAUCUGCAGAUGGGUCAACAAAAGUUAAAAUACCUUCAUUAACUCCAGAACAAGCGAUGAAGCAAUACAUGCAAAAGCUGACAGCCUUUGAGCAUCAUGAAAUUUUCAACUACCCUGAAAUCUUUUUUUUGGGUCCAAAUGCAAAGAAACGUCAAGGUGUGAUUGGUGGCCCAAAUAAUGGUGGUUAUGAUGAUGAUCAGGGCUCAUACGUGCAAGUACCUCAUGAUCAUGUUGCAUACAGGUAUGAAGUUCUAAAGGUAAUUGGGAAAGGAAGUUUUGGACAAGUUGUGAAAGCUUAUGAUCAUAAGCUCCAUCAGCAUGUGGCAUUAAAAAUGGUGAGAAAUGAAAAACGCUUUCACCGUCAAGCUGCAGAAGAAAUCCGAAUUCUGGAACAUCUGAGAAAGCAGGACAAAGAUAACAACAUGAAUGUAAUACACAUGCUGGAGAACUUCACAUUCCGCAACCAUAUCUGCAUGACGUUUGAGUUGUUGAGCAUGAACCUUUAUGAGCUGAUAAAGAAAAAUAAAUUUCAGGGCUUCAGCUUGCCUUUAGUUCGUAAGUUUGCUCAUUCUAUUUUACAGUGCUUGGAUGCUUUGCACAAAAACAGAAUAAUCCACUGUGACCUUAAACCAGAAAAUAUUUUGUUGAAGCAACAGGGUAGAAGUGGCAUUAAAGUAAUUGAUUUUGGCUCAAGCUGUUAUGAGCAUCAGCGUGUCUAUACAUACAUACAGUCACGUUUUUAUCGAGCUCCAGAAGUAAUUCUUGGAGGCCGCUAUGGAAUGCCUAUUGACAUGUGGAGCUUGGGCUGCAUUUUAGCAGAACUGUUGACUGGAUAUCCACUCUUACCUGGGGAAGAUGAAGGUGAUCAACUGGCAUGUAUGAUAGAAUUAUUGGGAAUGCCAUCCCAAAAACUGCUGGAUUCAUCAAAACGAGGCAAAAAUUUUGUCAGUUCAAAGGGAUACCCUCGUUAUUGCACUGUUACAACCUUGCCAGAUGGUUCUGUAGUACUCAAUGGUGGCCGUUCAAGAAGAGGCAAAUUGAGAGGACCCCCUGGGAGUAGAGAUUGGGUUACUGCAUUGAAAGGCUGUGAUGAUCCUCUAUUUUUAGACUUUCUGACACAGUGUUUAGAAUGGGAUCCUUCUCUACGCAUGACACCCAGUCAAGCUUUGAGGCAUCAUUGGCUUCGUAGGCGUUUGCCAAAGCCUCCAACUGGGGAAAAAUCCUCAUCCAAAAGAGUAACUGAAAGCAGUGGUGCUAUAACAUCCAUUUCUAAGUUACCUCCUACAUCAGGUUCAGCUGCAAAACUAAGGACUAAUUUGGCCCAAAUGACAGAUGCCAAUGGAAAUAUUCAGCAAAGGACAGUAUUGCCAAAAUUGGUCAGCUGAUUUGAUGCAUAUUUUACUUAAGACACCUUGCUGAGCCUUAUGCAUACAAAGCAACAGCUCAAAUUUUCUAAUAUUUUUAAUUGCUCAAUUUUAAAACAUUGUCUGUGCAACUGUUGUUUUUUUUAAAUAUUAAUGAUGUUUUGUAUUUUAAACAAUGGGGACAAUGCUUUAAGGUUUUAUAUAUAUAUAUAUUUUUUUUCUUUUUUGGUGAAUUAUGAUUGGCCUUGCUAAACUUAGGAAGUGUCAUAAAUUCAGUGGCUGGCCACUGACAGUACUACUUGACUGUUAACUUUUAUUUAUUUGUGUCAAAAGUGUUUAGUUACCAUUCAAACACACGCACAUUUGGUUUAAGCAGUAUCGGAAGACUUGUCUUUUAUUUAUGUAUUGUGCAACAACAGAUUAUGAUUUGUAUCCAUGCUCACAAAUAAAAAAAAAAAAAUAGCGUUUUUUGUGCAUCUGCAUUAAAUAUUCAACUUAAUAAAGUUGUUGUUUUGGUGCAUAUUGCUACCAACACAGAAUGUUUGUCAGGUUUUGCUAUUGGGAACAUGAUCCUUGUAAACAUUUUAAAUUCAUUAACACUCAAGAUUUUAGCUUAGCUCUUCAUACACCAGGGUACAUAUUUUGUACACUUUUAGAUUUGCAGGCCCUUCUAACAGAUAUUUAACUGUAUCUUUAGUUGCAUUUGAAGGAAACAAUAUUUACAUACUUUGUUUAAGCAGUUAUGUUUUAAUACUAAAACAAAUAUCUGCUGAAAACCAAAUCUAUUUAUUGUUUAUAAGUGAAUUUAUUUAACAUGUCCUGAACUACUGCUAUAAAACGGGGGGGGUAAAAAUUAUUUCUAUAUAUUAGAGUAUCUUGAUACGUCUUAAAGGAACAUUCUAGUGCAAAUAAUGCUGUGGUUUAUCCAUGGCAUAAUCAUUUUAAAGCAUUUUUUUUUCUAUUUAAAUAUUUUUCCUCCUGUUUCAUUUAUUUAACAACCACCACUUUGUUUGUCCCUUUAAAGGGACAUGGACAUCAAAAUUAAACUUUAAUGAUUCUGACUGUGCAUUUAAAAAAAAAAAAAAAAGCUAUCCAGUCUACUGCUAAUAAUCAAAUUUAGAUUUUGCUUAUGGUAUAUUUUGUUGAAACUUGGCUCCUUUCCAUCAGAGCAUACCUAGUUAGUUUCAGCACUGUGCAUGUCACGUAAAAUAUAUCUGUAACAUUGUUACAGACACAACUGCCGUAAAGCACUCAAGGCAUAUACAGCCAUUAGUCUACCUUGGUAUGCUGUCAUGGAAAGGCACUACUUUUCAAGAAGAUACCAAGAGAACAAAUUAUAUUUGAUAAUAGAAGUAAAUUUAAGUUGUCCAUGCUAUCCGAAUCAUGAACGUUUGUUUUCCCCUUAAGAAUUGUACCCUUGUGGUGGAACCUAGCUUUUAUGUAUGUGAACCAUGGUGGAACAUACUUUAAUAGGAAGGUGCUUUUUUCUGUGAUUUGUGUUUUUCAGGCUUCAUUUAAAAUGACUUAAAGCAUGGUCCCCAAUUAGGCUAAACUGUUUCCAGCUUACACUUUCUUUAAUGUUCUUGCCAAUUUGCAAUAUAACUAUUUAAUACUGUAAAAUAUAGAAUGGUAUAAAAAAUUUAAAAUUUUAAAAGGUCUAUUUCCACAGCACAUAUAUUUGUAAUAAUACUUUCACAGACGUCUUCUGAGUGUGACAAUUACAAAAUAAUGUAAUAUAUGCUCCUCUGAUAAACAGAAUAUGCAUAUUUUAUUACAAAAACACAUUUUCUUAAUAUUAAAUAUUAUAUUAAGAGCCACAAUAGUAAUUUGCACUUCCUCUAAGAGGUUUAAAUAUGACGCUUUUUAGGCUGCCAUUAACUUGUACACUCUCUUAGUUGGAAGUGUAGCAUUUUGUCAAACUCCUCUUUAAAACAAAUCUGUCUUGCAUAUUAUGGCCUCUGGGCAUUCAGUUUUUUCCUAAUAGGUUAUAAGUGUCUUUGUUUCGAAACAAUCACACUUUAUAUUGAAAUUGGGUUGUUCUUUACCAAGACUUGAUUAGUUUGGCCUAGAUCCCAUGCCGACCCCAUGCCGAUUCCCAAUACUUAUCAGAUACAUGGACCUUACAAAAAACUAAUUUAUCUAGUAAUUUCUUAACACAUUUGGCCCUGGGAAAAACCUUCUAUACCUGAUAUGGGGGGCAGUUUGACACUACCAUUCCAAUCAGUCAAGUUUUUUACUUUGGACAUUUUGAAAAUGUUUUUUUUCCUGUUUAGAGCUGCAUUUAUUGGUUUGCACUACUGUUUUCUAUUAAGGUUUUUGCUUAUGUACAAAUCACACGUUCAUAUUAAUUUUGUUUAGUUCAAAGUUAAAAAUAUAGUUUAAUCUUUAUUUAUUUUUAAAGCCUGUUCACAAAUUAUGAUAUGAUUAAUUAAGUGUUCAGUGGAGGUUUAAACAUUAAAUAUAAAAUGACUAUAUGUGAAGUUAUAUUAUUAAUCAAACUAGACAUUAAUUACCAAUAUAAACUAUUAUAUUUAGUCUAUUUUGGCCAUAUAUGUUUUACUACUGUUAAGAUCUGAUAACCCUUAUGACAACCUACAUAAAAAUCACAGAAUACCUCUGGUUCUCACAUUUAUUUUGCUUUUUUAGUUUACCUACACAGGAGAAAUAUUUAUUUUCAAAUUGAUUUGAUCGUAUUACUGACUGAUUGGAAUCAUGUAAUCAAUUUUUGGUUUACCAGGUGUUUGUCAAAAAGAAUGGAUUCUAGGCCCUAACAGCUAAUAACCCCCUUAAAGGGACAUUUAAAUCAAUAACACACACACAAUCUAUAAUAUUUUUAAAUAUGCAUAGUAUCUAUAAGGUCUGCUUACAAGAAAUUAUUUAAAGCUUUUAAAAUGCCUCUUAAGUAUGUUUAUCCUACUUGUGGCCAAUUAAUGACGUAUAAAGAUGAGCUUCUGCACUGAUCAAGCCCUUGGACCCUGCAAAAUGCACUUCAUCCUCUUUGAGGGCAGUGGGAAAAAACACAAUUUGUGCUGUUUUAAUAUGGUUAAAGCAGGCAAAGUACAAACGUUGUUUAAGUAUGCAUAAUUAAACAUUUUAUGGGGAAUUACAUUUUGAAUUUAAAUGUCCCUUUAGGCUUAUUAUUUACUUCUGUGAUUCCAUUGUAAUAAAAACAGACAUCUUGCUAGUAGUAGCUUCAUUUUUUUUUUUUUUUUUUUUUUCUCAUUCUGUAAUAGUGCUGGAAAAAACUCGGCAAGUAAACUUUAUUAUUAACUUAAGGGCUCUGUUGGUUGAGGUUUGCUAUGUUGUCUUGGAAACAGUACAGUGUCUCACAGGUUACCACUGUCUAGGGAAGUCUUACCUAUUUGUAGAGUUUGCGAUUACACAGUCUGUUGCUGUUUCUUUGGUUGCAGUUUUAUUUAGUUCCAUAUAUAUAUGCAACCUGUAGGGAAUCUAUCACAUAAGUGUAUUAUGUAAAACAACAGAAAUGUGUAUACAGAUAAUAUAGAACAACUUGUGCCCUUAGUGUAAACCAUGUGCCUUUUUGUUAUCAAUGCCAUGUGUAAGGCACAUUUUUGACCUCUUACUCUUUAGACAAAAACUGGUAAAGGUAUUUUAUAUUGUUACUUGUCUUAAAAUAUCCAACAUGUUGAGAGGCCUUAAAAGUAACCAUAAUGGUAAUUAAGCUGCUGGGAAAUAUUUCCAUGCAAUGAAAAGAUCGAGGGAAGAGGUCUGUGCUGUUCUUUACUGAUGAAUUGACCAACAUAUUGGUUACCUGUAUAUUUAGAACACUCCUUCCUAUUGUAUUCUUUUUUUAACUGGUGGGUUUCGUUAUUUGAAUACUAGUGAUCAAUCAUAUUACAUUUUGUAAAAUUUACCUCAGAUUACUUUAAGUUUUUGUAGUGUGAACAAGGAACAUUUUGGUAACAACCAACGUGCAUUCUUUUUGUAUGUACUGGUCUGGAGUUAAACCAGCCAUGGAUUUAUACAAUUUACAUUGAAGGCACUUGCGCUACUUUUUAAUUCAUGACUUUGGGGUAAAUAUUGCCCCAGUGUUUGGGUUGUAUUGUACUCCUUAGCAAAACAUUAAAAUACAAACAAUUUCCAUCGUUUAGACAACCUUUGAAUCUGUAUUUGUAAAUCUUAGGGUUUAAAUAUAUACUUUUCUAUAUAUUUCAUAUGGCCCAAUUUUAUGCUGUUCACAUUUAAAAACUGUAUUUCCUUUUUUCUUCUUCUAGACGCUUUUUACAUUUUUGCAAAUCUUUUUUUGGGUCUACAGAUUUGUUAAUGCUCACAAAAUUGCCCCUAUGGUCUAGGCAGUGGCUUGGCUUUUUAAUAAACAACAUCUUAGACAUGUGACUGUAAUAUGCUGCAAUUGUUUGUACUGAUAAUAUGUGAAAACACUUGGAUUGAAUGUGGACAUUGUAUAUAUUUGUGUACAUUUUCUGUAAGAUGCUGCUGGAGCCACUUCACUUUCUGUAUGUUGUAUUUGAGUGGAAUCAAAGUGGCCAGUUUUAUAAUACUGUAUGUAUUGUACAGCAGAUAACAGAAGUAUGACAUUUCUAGUGAAUAUUUGUUAAAUUCUAUUGUUGUGGCCAGAAAUCAUUUCAGAAUAAAAAUGUAUGUCCAAUGUU
Bombina bombina (fire-bellied toad) is the source of this 6602-nucleotide messenger RNA. It is a transcript of the gene DYRK2, whose product is annotated as dual specificity tyrosine phosphorylation regulated kinase 2. Gene Ontology annotation, biological process: peptidyl-threonine phosphorylation; peptidyl-serine phosphorylation. Gene Ontology annotation, molecular function: protein serine/threonine kinase activity; ATP binding; protein serine/threonine/tyrosine kinase activity. Bases 232 to 1992 code for a protein of 586 amino acids. Gene Ontology annotation, cellular component: nucleus. The transcript has 3 exons. The record is from RefSeq and is a predicted model, not a curated record. Lineage: Eukaryota; Metazoa; Chordata; Amphibia; Anura; Bombinatoridae.